AUGACAUCUGCUCCAACGAUUCUUGCAACAUGCAAGCAAACUCGGUUUCAUCUUUUAGAUGAUAGCCCCUCGUCCGAGAUAGACGUGGAGGGACUCGGUAUUGUGGUCACUUCAUCUACGCCCACUGCAAUAGAGGAAUCCUCCAAGCCAAAAGCCAAGGGGAAAUCCAAGGUCAAAGCAGCUGGUCAAGAGCUCAUUUCCGAUGGUCAUCUGCGGCUCAAGGGAGGUGUUCAUUAUGGGUUACUUGGACGGAACGGAACCGGAAAGUCAAGUAUGGCACAGUUGCGUCCCUGGGGCGAAUUUGAGUUGACAUUCACUCUAGCACUCUUGAGAGCGAUGGCCGAAAAGCUUAUUCCGGGGAUCCCUCACGCCACUCGCAUUGCAAUUCUACAGCAAACAGACGGCCAAGAUGAAUCGGGAAGUACAUACGGACUGAAAUUGGAAAAGUCUGUUUUGGAGUCUGUCCUAGGCAGUGAUGAAGCCAGGAAUGAGGCCGCUCGGCUGGCAGAUUGUCUGUCUAAGAGCUUCGAGACUGACGACCCAUUGAAGCCAGUACAAGCUAUUCGCAAGAUACGACAUGAACAGGCAGAGAAGAAACUCUUUCUUGCGCAUAAGAAUGCCCACUUGAAGAGCGGUGCAAGGGGUCUACAAGCUCGGAAAGAUCUCAAGGCCGCUGAAUCAAAAUUGGAAUCUACACAAGAGCUCAUUGCCCAGGAACUCGAUGCGAUCGACGCCGAGACAGUCCAAAUAGAGACACAGGCUGCCGUUGAAAUGCUCCAAACUUUGCAAUCCCAACUUGAAGAGAUGAAUAUGGCCGAUAUGGAGAAGGAAGCACGCCGAAUUCUGCAGGGAUUAGGAUUCAAAGAAGAAAAAUUGGACAAUAAAGUCUCAACCUUAUCAGGAGGAUGGCGAAUGCGUUGCAUGCUUGCCUCCGUCCUAAUCCAAAGCCCCGACAUCAUGAUUCUCGAUGAACCGACCAACUUCCUAGAUCUCCUAGGAGUAGUCUGGCUCGAAAACUACCUCCAACGUCUACGCGAAGAUUCACAAACCACAAUCCUCCUCGUCUCACAUGACCGAGACUUCAUCAACGCCGUCUGCGAAGAGAUCGUGAUCUUACGAGAUCAGAAAUUAAAUUACUUUCGCGGGAAUCUCGCCGCCUACGAACAAGACUUCGAGGCACAGAAACUAUACCUGGGACGCAUGAAGGAGGCGCAAGAGCGACAAAUUGCUCAUAUGGAAGCGAGUAUCCGUGAAAAUAUGAAGAUAGGCAAGAAGACCAACGACGAGAACAAGCUUCGACAGGCCAAGUCGCGACAAAAGAAAGUUGAUGAUCGAAUGGGUCUUCAGGUCAGUGCGAACGGAGGUCGAUUCAAAUUGAACCGGGACCUUGUUGGGUGGCAUGCCCAUAACAGGGCGGAGAUUGAAGUGCCGACGGAUGAGAGAGGCGCGACGAUGAGUCUGCCCGAUGCAACUGAGCUGCGAUUCCCCGGACCUCUGGUCUCAUUGGAGGGGAUUACAUUUAGAUACAAGAACGAUCGCAUCAUUCUGGAUGAUGUCAAUUUGGUUGUUCACAUUGGUGAUCGCGUUGGAAUCAUGGGUCUUAACGGCUCGGGUAAGACCACGCUUAUCCGCGUCUUGACCGGGCAACUCGCUCCCUCGAAGGGCAAAGUGACGACCCAUUCCCGGCUGAAAGUAGGUUACUACGGCCAGCACUCUGUGGAAGAAUUGCAAGAACGUGGCCGGGGUGAGCCCGGUCUCACUGCACUUGGGUUACUGAUGACAGAGACUGGCGAUGCGCUCAAUGAGGGAGCUGUGAGAGGGCUCCUUUCGUCAAUGGGUCUGCAGGGCCGCAUUGCGUCCGAUGUACCUGUGGCCAAAUUGUCCGGUGGGCAACUGGUUCGCCUUGCUCUAGCUCGUAUCGUUUGGAGCGCUCCUCAGCUUCUCAUUCUCGAUGAGAUCACCACCCAUCUAGAUUUCCACACUGUCACAGCACUCGCCACAGCCCUCUCAUCCUUUAACGGGGCCAUUCUUCUCGUAUCCCACGACCGAUUUUUGAUUCGAUCAGUUAUUGAAGGAAAGAGGGAUACUGAUCAUAAAUUAGAUGAUGAUUUUGAGGGGUUAGAAGAGGAAGAAACGGAAGAGAACAUCACUCGACGUCGGUCCGUGUACGUGGUUAAGACGGGCAAGCUAAACGAACAAACGAGUGGAGUGGAACAGUUCGAGCGCAGUCUGGUCAAGCGAGUGCAAAAGAUGCUCGCGAUUUAA
Molecule: messenger RNA, 2265 nt
Organism: Penicillium longicatenatum
Lineage: Eukaryota; Fungi; Ascomycota; Eurotiomycetes; Eurotiales; Aspergillaceae
Product: ABC-F family ATP-binding cassette domain-containing protein
Exons: 5
Coding region: 1-2265 (754 amino acids)
Molecular function (GO): ATP hydrolysis activity; ATP binding
Source: RefSeq, a predicted model, not a curated record